Molecule: messenger RNA, 2516 nt
Organism: Peromyscus leucopus (white-footed mouse)
Lineage: Eukaryota; Metazoa; Chordata; Mammalia; Rodentia; Cricetidae
Gene: Rassf4
Product: Ras association domain family member 4
Exons: 11
Coding region: 142-1107 (321 amino acids)
Biological process (GO): signal transduction
Source: RefSeq, a predicted model, not a curated record
UGACCCCCUGCAGCAGAGGCCCGGCUCUGAAGCCGGGUGCAGGCACAACUCUGGUGCAGGCGGAGGGACUGCCUUGCUGGUGGCCUCUGGACCAUGCGAUGACUGGACGGUGACUUUUGGGUCUGAAGACAAGAGUAGAAGAUGAAGGAAGAUUGCCCCUCCAGCUCUCAUGUGCCCAUCAGCGACAGCAAGUCCAUUCUGAAGUCAGAACUCUUAAGCCUGCUCAAAACCUACAACUGCUACCAUGAGGGCAGGAGCUUCCAGCUAAGGCACCGUGAGGAAGAAGGGGCUCUGAUCAUCGAAGGACUCCUCAAUAUCGCCUGGGGACUCAGACGACCCAUCCGGCUCCAGAUGCAGGAUGAUCGGGAGCGAGUGCACCUGCCGUCUGCCUCAUGGAUGCCUGAACGGCCCAGCUACCUCCAAAAGGAGGCUUCACCCCAGGACAGCAAGGUCACCACGGAGGAGCCUAGAGCUCAGCCUGCAAACAAGGCUGAGGUUUCCAGGGAUAGCUCAGGACCCGUAGAGGAGGAUGAGGAGGUCCCACAGCUUAUGCGGACCAAGAGUGAUGCCAGCUGUAUAAUCCAGAGGAGGCCCAAGUCCCGGGCCCCCCAUGAAGCCCAGAAGAUACGACGGCACCGCUUCUCCAUCAAUGGGCACUUUUAUAACCACAAGACCUCCGUGUUCACUCCUGCCUAUGGGUCCGUGACCAAUGUCCGGGUCAACAGCACCAUGACCACCCAGCAGGUGCUUACCCUGCUGCUAAACAAGUUCCGGGUAGAAGAUGGCCCCAGUGAGUUCGCACUCUACAUUGUCCAUGAGUCUGGGGAGCAGACAAAAUUAAAAGACUCUGAGUACCCGCUGAUAUCCAGAAUCCUGCAUGGACCUUGUGAGAAAAUUGUCAAGAUCUUCUUGAUGGAAGCCGACUUGAGCGAGGAAGUGCCCCAUGAUGUGGCCCAGUACAUUAAGUUUGAAAUGCCGGUGCUGGACAGUUUUGUUGAAAAAUUAAAAGAAGAGGAGGAAAGAGAAAUAAUCAAACUGACCAUGAAGUUUCAAGCCUUGCGUCUGACCAUGCAGCAGCGCCUGGAGCAGCUGGUGGAGGCCAAGUAACUAGCCAGUGCUUGCUUUGGGGGAUGCCUGUGGUAGCAAGCAUGCAUGGAGCUCCAGGGACCCAGCCCUAACUGAUUACUGACCAAUGGCUGCUAUACUCAUGGUACAGGACUCCAAUACUCAUGCUUCUUCUAGCCUGUCCACAGACUACAUAGCACCCCACAUCUCUAGUCUUGGCACCCUAGUGAGCAUGCACGGGGACACCCAGGCACUUGCUAGGUAGGAUCUAUGUGCAAAGCCGGUCUAGGUAGUACAGAGCUUUGGAACUGCGGUACCAGCCACACUGCAUGGUUGAAGAGCGUAGCCAGCCUUGCUCAUGCAUAUUUCCAGCUUGAGAGAGAAGUAUCACACCCAGCCCCUGGAGAAUGGGCUUCAUCUGCUUGUGCAAGUGCCUGUCCCAGAGCUUCUGCAUGGCCACAAGUCCCUGCCCGCCCUUGUCAUCCAUGUGAACCAUGAAAUUCCUGCCUUCCUUUACCUCUUAUUGCUACUCAGGAACUCUGCCGGAGCAGGAACUGCCAACAGCUGUGAAACAUGUCCUGACUCUAACCACCACUUUGCCAUGGUGUCCUGGCCUCCAAGCCUCCUUUCGUAGCCAACAUGCCUGUCCCAGAAGUUAGAUCAGGACUAGGACUACCAAGAUCCCAUCAGCUCUUGGCAGAAAUCAGCCUUAACUUGUGAAUGCGAUCCAAAGAAAUCCUUGAAAGGAGCUGUCUUCAAGAAAUAUGUCAACUGAAUUAUGUUGGGAUGUUGACUUUGUAACAUUGAAACAGUUCUGGCUGCCAGUGGCCCCAGAAGGCAGUGCUCUGUUUCCUUCAUUGCCAUCUUGUGGAUGCCUGCAUGCCUCUUCCUUUCUAUGGGGCUGAGCUUCUCUCUAGUGGGUAGAGACGGCUCUCAAUACUUCCCAUCAAAGCCUGGCAAUAAGGGAAAAUCUCUGGGGACCAAGGCUUCUAACUCCUCAGACCAGAUACAGAACAAUUUGUUUGCUGACUGAUGGAAAUUUCUGGAGUGAAUGAGAAAGCUUCAUUUGUAAAACUAUGCACCAUUUUCUGUCAGCCAUGGAAGUGUUUGUGUAACAGCGCAAACUCAAGGCAGGCUCUUCCCCCGAGGUCUUCGGACAACGUAUUUCAAGAGAAGUAUGAGGAAGGUCUGCAAAGAUGGAGUUCUGUCUUCCAUGCUGUGCCCAUGGAAGCUGCUCAUGGAACCCUGAAGAGUGGAACUUGAGAAAAGCUGUGCAGUGUGGAGCCCCUGGGCAGGGUAGAUAUCACAUCUGGAUCUUCCAGACCCAGCUCUGUCUCCAUGGAGAUACUUAGCUGCCACAAGAGACUUGGCUAAGUCCUCCUGCCUCCUCUCUCCCUUUUGGCACUGUUCUUUCUUAGGUGCUUAAUAAAGAUUGGUUGCGUUGAACAGAA